AUGAUGGCUUGGGAAGAUAUUUUCAGAUCGAAAAACCUCCGAUCUGAAACCAAUAAAACAACACUUCUCAUAACCACGCGUGAUCCAAGAGUGGCGUGGGGUACCAACACCAUUCCAUUUUAUUUGAAGAGAAUGACAGAUCAGGAUUGUAAAGAAUUGAUUAGUUAUAGAGUUUAUCCUGCACUUAUGUCUGAGGUAGAGCGAAACUUCUUUACUCGCAAUGCAAGCCGAAUUGCUCAAAAAUGCAUGGGCAUGCCACUAGUGGCCUGUGUCACUGCACAUACAUUAUGUGCUCAGAUAAGCAGACAUGGAAGUGCCAUUGGAGCCAUCUCGUAUUUUAUGGGAUCAGAUUUGUGGGGAUUAGUCGGACAAGAGAUACUUCAAGUGUUGAGUUUUAGAAAUCCGGGAUUAAGGUCUUCAAAUAAGUUGCUCACAUAUUUCUCUUUGUUUCCGCGCGAACACGUACUUAACAAGGAUGAUCUGCUCCAACUCUGGAUGGCAGAAGGUUUCAUUCAGCUAGAAAAGUGGACAAACUGGGAACAAACUGCCAACCAACAUUUUGAUGAAAUGCUACCAGCAUCUAUGAUUGAACCAAGUUCAAUCAACAAUGAAGAAAAUCACCAAGAUCCAUCCUCUUUCCAAGUUCUUGAAAUCACUCGUACCAUUGCUCAAUCUAUUGCCUCUAAUAUGUGUUAUAGCUUUGAUAGAGUGACGACUCUGACCUUCCAAAAGACACUCGUCAUAUCUCAGUAUGCUGCCAAAACUUUGAAGAUAAUAUAUCUCAGAAUAUUGCUAAAAGAACUCAGUACCUGA
Messenger RNA from Beta vulgaris subsp. vulgaris (sugar beet), 813 nucleotides. RefSeq names its product putative disease resistance RPP13-like protein 1. The record is from RefSeq and is a predicted model, not a curated record. Gene Ontology annotation, molecular function: ADP binding. Gene Ontology annotation, biological process: defense response to other organism. NCBI's taxonomy places the organism in Eukaryota, Viridiplantae, Streptophyta, Magnoliopsida, Caryophyllales, Amaranthaceae. The transcript has a single exon. Bases 1 to 813 code for a protein of 270 amino acids.